CCGACCACCAUCGCAGCUGUCCUCCUCCGCCUCUCCUUCCACCACUGCAUGGUUGAGGGAUGCGACGCCUCCACCCUCAUUGCACCAUCGCCUUUCCACAAGACAGAACGUGACCCCAACCUCAACCUCAACAUCCCGACUCCCGAGCGAUGCAUAUGAGACGGCCGUUCGUGCCAAGACCGCCCACGAGCUCGAAUGCCCCGACAUUGUCGACAUCCUCACUGCCGCAGCCUGCAACCUCAUCAGCAUGGUCGGUGGCCCUGUUUAUUGUGUCCGUCUUGGCCGGAAAGACAGGCUGUUUUCCGACGCUUCCUGUGUGAACCCCAACCUCCAGAAGCCGACCAUGCCCAUCUCUCAGGUCAUUGCCUUAGUUGUCUCCAGAGGGAACACGGUCUAAGAAAUGGUGACUGCUGAUCGGAGCCCAUACGAUACAGAGUUCAGCUACCGGCUUUACAACUUCAGCAGGACUUCCCCAACUGAUCUGGCGCUUAACCCCAAGUACGCGGAGGGGCUGAAGAAACUGUGUCAAAACUACACCAAGGACCCGACAAUGAGCGCCUUCAACGAUGUGAUGACCCCUGGGAAGUUCGACAACAUGUACUAUCAGAACCUGGACAAGGGGCUAUGGCUGCUUGCUUCGGAUCAAGCCCUGGCUGCAGAUCGGAGAACGAAACCUUUCGUGGAGCUUUAUGCAAAGAACAAAAAGGCUUUCUUCCAAGCGUUUGCUCAAGUGAUGGAGAAGCUCAGCACCUACAAGAUCAAGACAGGAAAAGAUGGCGAGGUGAGGGACAGGUGUGAUUAGAUCAAUACUGUGAACAUGUAAAGGCAAAUUCAUUAUGAAUGAAUGAAUGCCUACCCGCCCAAUGCGUCGAAGAACAUUGUUGCAUGUUACCUGCAGAACCAUCAUGAAAUAUCCUGCAAAAAUUGGAAACACAGAAGACAUACCUAGAACUAUCUCAUGAGAAAAACUAAUGCCCCUGAGCAGUCACUCCUUUCAGUUCACUAACUUCCCUCCGACUCCUAGAACAGGCAUUGGACUAAUGAAUAAUCACAAUUGUC
This is a messenger RNA of Linum trigynum, 1059 nucleotides long. NCBI's taxonomy places the organism in Eukaryota, Viridiplantae, Streptophyta, Magnoliopsida, Malpighiales, Linaceae. The record is from the annotation of a GenBank genome assembly.